GCUUUUCCGAUUUUUCCAAUGCAUCUAGUAUGUAGACGCCAUUAUUGCAGGCUACAUUUUACGGCGUGAUGUCACGUUCUGUGUGUAGGAACCAUUAUCGCGUCCUGUUUGCUCCAGUUUGUGAGAAUCAUACCGCUAUUUGAAUUGGAAAACCAAAAAAGAGGAAUCAGAAGAAAAAGGAAAACUAUAUCGCUAGAUAAUGUCUCAAUUAGAAGGUUGGACGCACAUGUGCGGAAUGGAAAUGGUAAAAUGCAAUAAAUGCAAUUAUUACGUGGCAGUGGAAGAAGAAGAGACGAAGAAAAGUGACAAGAAAUCCAAAAAAUUCGAAAAAGCUAUACUUGCACGAGAAAUUAGGGCGACGUUAAUGUCGAUACAAAAAUAUGAUGACGAGCGUGUACAAAAAAAAAUAUUAAGAAGAUUUAAAAAAUGGUUCAAGACACGAUCAUCACAUGAUAACUUUACGAAGGAACAUUUUUUAAUCUUAUGGAAAAUCUUUUUUGAUUUUAUAUGUAUUGAAACGAACCUAUUAAUCCAGGAAGAGCUGGUGAAGUUAUUCAGCGAACUUGUGCACUGCCUGAAAACAAGAGAAACAAUUAUACUUUACAUUACCUGUGCCCUACAGACGUUUGCUACCAAAUGGUAUGAAAUAAAUCGUAGACAAGCUUCAUUCUCCAUGUUAGCCGCAAUGAUUAUUCGUCAAACGUUUGUAGUUUGUGAAAAUCAAUCUUGGGACAUGAUAUGGAUAACAAAAUUCACAAAAAUGUUUACGCAAUUCUUUUUGCAUGAAAAAAACGAAGAAUUUAUUAUAUAUAUGGCAAAGAAAUAUGUGGUGGAGAGUGCCAAGAUUUGUGGAAGGAAUGAAAAUCUAUCAGAUGGUGUAAUCCGUGAAUUUUUUACACCCUUCAUUGAGGGUAUAAAACGAGGAGAGGAACUAAAAAAGAUGAAACGUGGCAUGUUACUGUCUGUAAGAUAUAACGAACUUGUACAUGUCUAAUUAUAAGAUAUCACCAUAGUACAUAAUCGAACGCAUGUGUAAAACUACGAAUUUCAAAACAGUUAUUAAAUAAAUAUCUCUGA
Trachymyrmex septentrionalis is the source of this 1077-nucleotide messenger RNA. RefSeq names its product ribosomal RNA processing protein 1 homolog B-like. The transcript has 5 exons. The record is from RefSeq and is a predicted model, not a curated record. Bases 200 to 994 code for a protein of 264 amino acids. Gene Ontology annotation, biological process: rRNA processing. Gene Ontology annotation, cellular component: preribosome, small subunit precursor. Lineage: Eukaryota; Metazoa; Arthropoda; Insecta; Hymenoptera; Formicidae.